UUUGUUUGGCCUCACUGACCGGCUUUCUGUUGUUAGAUUGCCUCCUGCCUGUUAAUGUUUUUACUUUGUUGUCAAAGCACUUUGUAAACUCUGUUUUUAAAGGUGCUAUAUAAAUAAAGUUGUUAUUAUUAAUAAUAUUAUUAUUAGAGCCAUAACUUAAGUAGCAAAAUAUAAGUUUUUUCAGUAAAAUGUCGGAUAACAUUUUAUAAUUUAUAUUGAGCACAUUGCAUUAAAAAAUGGAUGAACAACAGGUCUAUUGGUUUUUACAGUGGCAAGCACAUAACAAGGGAAGUCCUCAGGUACAAACUUUGGACCCUGAUGUGGCACCGUAUAGGUGAGCCCUGAGUUAUAGUCAGCACGGAGCAAAUGGCUUAUCCAUUAAACUCUGGGCAACGCACUAAGCAAACAUUGCGUCAAAAGAGAACUGUACUGGAUAACGUGACCACUUCAGUUGAUCAUCUUUAUCUUUCCACCUCGCCAUGGGCCUUCGAGGAUCUAAGCAACCUGAAGCCCAAGUUCUCCUCCUAGGCCUGGACAACGCUGGAAAAUCGACUCUUCUCUACAAACUGAAACACAACGCGUGCGUGAGCACCGUUCCUACCAUCGGCUUCAACGUGGAAAUGCUCGAGGCGAGAAAGAACAGGAAGAACAUUGCCUUAACCGUGUGGGAUGUGGGUGGUCAGGGGAAGAUGCGGGAGCACUGGAAGAGUUUCCACCAGGACGUAGCAGCCGUCGUGUUUGUGGUGGACAGCUCUGACAGAGAGCGUCUCGGGGAAGCGCGAAGGGAGCUGGAGAAGACGCUGAGGAGUGACCAGCUGCCGGGCCGUCCACUCAUCAUUCUCGCCAACAAACAGGACGUGAACGGUGCUCUGACUGCCACAGAAAUCAAAGACAGGUUUCACCUGGGGAAGAUCUGCUCUGGUCGGGACUGGUUCGUUCAGCCUUGUUCCGCAUCGACGGGAUUUGGAAUUGAAGAGGCCUUCAGACAAGUGGUCCAAAUGGUCAAACUCUCAUCACACUCUGGGGCGAUGAAAGACAACAUCAAGGAAACAGUGCAUUACCUAAGAGCGAGUAGUAGACAUUAAGUUUUAUUUAGAUGCAAUGUGUUAUUUCCAGACCAUUGACAUUGAAAUAAGUUGUUCUACAUCUUUACUCCCUUAACAACCAUACCAACAAUAAAUCAUAUUUAAAGAGA
This is a messenger RNA of Seriola aureovittata, 1195 nucleotides long. It is a transcript of the gene arl14, whose product is annotated as ADP-ribosylation factor-like 14. Bases 480 to 1085 code for a protein of 201 amino acids. Gene Ontology annotation, cellular component: cytoplasm. Gene Ontology annotation, molecular function: GTPase activity; GTP binding. Gene Ontology annotation, biological process: vesicle-mediated transport; intracellular protein transport. The transcript has a single exon. Lineage: Eukaryota; Metazoa; Chordata; Actinopteri; Carangiformes; Carangidae. The record is from RefSeq and is a predicted model, not a curated record.